AUGACAUCCAUUCGUAAACUUUGUCGUCUUCCACCUAAUUUGGCUUUAAAGCCAGAACAACUUUCAAGUUUAACCUCGUUUCCUCAUAACCCUAUACGCACCACAAGAGAUUUGUUAGUUCGAAGUGAACUAGAGUUGAUACAAUGUUGCAACUUGGAAUCCGAAGUUGUUGAAAGCAUUAUGAAGAAAUGCGCAAAGUGGAUAGCCCCAAAAAAUAAAACGGCAUUAGAAUUAUUGAAAGCUAGUAAAGAAAAAGGAAAAGAAGCUUUUUUGUCAACCUCAUUACCAAGUUUAGAUCAAGCUUUAGGUGGAGGUAUACAUUGUUCCUCAUUAACAGAAUUAGUAGGUCCAGCUAAUUCAGGUAAAACACAAUUCUGCCUUACAUUAUCUAUUCUUGCCACAAUGCCCACUAGUAUGAAUGGUCUUGAUGGAGGAGUUUGUUAUAUAGAUACUCAAGGAGCAUUUAGUGGCGAAAGAUUGGUUCAAAUUGCACAGAAUAAAUUUCCUCAAAUAUUUGAUAUUGAAAAUAUUCAAUGGGAGAUUAAUUUAAAAAAAAUGACAGAUUCAAUUCAUGUGAUAAGAAUUAAAUCUUCCAAUGAAUUAAAGAAUAGAUUAGAAAAUCUUCAAGAAUUUAUUAUAGAGAAUAAUAUUCGAUUAUUGAUAAUUGAUUCUUUUGGAGCACUGAUAAGAACAGAAUCUCUUACUCAAAAUAUGAAUCUCUUUAAUGAUCAAACAAAGACAUUAGUUGCAAGAAGUCAUUUAGUAGUCAAAUUGGCAACAAUUCUCAAAUUUCUAUCUGAGUCAUUUAAUAUGGCAACGGUAGUCACCAAUCACAUAAUAACAGUUUAUCAACAAACAAAGACUGUGUAUGAAUCAAGUGGUAUUAAUGAUGUUAAUCUUAUUAAUGUUAAUAAUCGCUGGAAUGAACCAGAAACAUUUGUAAAAGCAGCUCUAGGAAAUACAUGGGCACAUUCAGUUAACACCCGAUUAUGGAUAGAUCUUUGUAAAUAUCAUCCAGUUAUUUUACGAGUAAAUCCAUCCAUUCCCAAAAAUGUUCGAAAAAUUAUUAUCAAAAAAUCACCGAUUGGACCAAAUAAAGCAUUUUAUUUUAUGAUGGAAGUAAAAGGAAUGGUGGAAUAUAAGUUAUCCAAAGAUUUAAAUAAAGAUUUGGGAGAAGAUUUGAAUAAAGAUUUGGGAGAAGAUUUGAAUAAAGAUUUAAGCAAAGAUUUAGGAGAAGAUUUAAAUAAAGAUUUGAACAAAGACUUGAGCAAAGAUUUGGGGAAACAAGGAGCAGAAGAAAUAUACGUCUAUCAAAUCGCGAUGGAAACGUAA
Diversispora eburnea is the source of this 1332-nucleotide messenger RNA. The record is from the annotation of a GenBank genome assembly. NCBI's taxonomy places the organism in Eukaryota, Fungi, Glomeromycota, Glomeromycetes, Diversisporales, Diversisporaceae.